GACGAAUUCAGUUACUUAAUCGUAAAACAGAACCAACACGUAUAACCGGUAUUGGAACAAAGUUUACUAAACAGUUCCAAGUUGGCUGGCAGAUUGGUCUUCCCAAAGAUCGAGGUUCUUCAGAGAUAAUUCAAAUAAAAUCAGAUACAGAAUUGAUAGUUAAACGAGAAUUCAAAGACUUGAAGUCUCUGGAGAUGCUCACUCACCCAGAAGGUACACCUUUUAAAUGCAUACCUCAGGUUGACCAAACAUCCGUGUACAAUAUUGUCUCCGAAAGAUUGAAUGCUGGACAUUGUGUCGGUAUUUUUCCUGAAGGUGGAAGCCACGAUCGAUCAGAAAUAUUACCACUUAAAGCUGGGGUUACUAUAAUGGCUCUUGGUGCAGUUGCUGCCAAUCCAAAUUUAAAUCUUAAAAUUAUGCCUUGUGGGUUGAAUUAUUUCCAUGCUCAUUCCUUCCGAUCUCGUGCUGUUGUUGAGUUUGGUGCACCUAUUUCCAUUAAUCCUGACUUAGUGGAAAAAUAUAAACAAGGCGGCUCACCAAAACGGGAGGCUUGCUCAAAAUUACUGGAGACCAUUUAUAACGGAUUGAGAGCUGUUACCGUGAAUACACCAGAUUAUGAUACAUUGAUG
Dentiscutata heterogama is the source of this 629-nucleotide messenger RNA. The record is from the annotation of a GenBank genome assembly. NCBI's taxonomy places the organism in Eukaryota, Fungi, Glomeromycota, Glomeromycetes, Diversisporales, Gigasporaceae.